UUACUGCACUGGAGACAAAGCAACAAACUCAAUUACCCUUCUGGAUCAAGCAUACGCUUUAUUUAACCAUUUCACAACCGAAACUCACUUAAGUAAAUCCCAUGUCACAAAGCAGAUUCCACAAAUGAACACAAGCUUUCUACCCUGUCCUAAAUGGAGGUCAAAUUAUCUGCUGCAUCUGGCCUUAGAAAUAACAUGCUUAUGUAAACAUCUGGAUUGAAGACUGUGGAAAAAGCUUCACCCAUGACUCUUGAACAUUAAAAAGCUGCUUUCAAAAGAGAAAGAUUUCUUUCCCUGCAGAAAAACUUUCUGCACAAAUGGAUGGAGAAGACUGCUUCUCACAAAAGGCUGAGGAUGUGAGCUACAAACACAAUGGCUCCAAAGAUAAUUAUAAGAGAAUAGAAGGAGGAACUUGUUUAAAAAUCGAAGGCAAAGAUGGCUACAUGUUGAAAUCAUACAGCAUUACUCCUCGGGAGAUUUUGGAUACACAAUCCCUUCCCUGUCCUUUAGAGACACUGAAUAAAGACUCUUCUUUGGUGCCCUUGUCAUUUGAGGGCACAGAGGAACAUCUGUCUUCUCAGGUAGACAGGCUUUCAACAGAGGAUUCAACAGUUGAAACUUGUGAAAAGCAUGACUCUCAAACCUCUGCAGCUAUUUCAAAUAAGAACCAGAGCACUGAAAUAAAUAAUUCAUUUGAAAGCAAACCGAGUGUAUGUAUCAAAGCAGAACCAAAUGAAACAGGUGAAAUCACUCAGGACAGUGAAAAGUUAUCUUUUGGUGGGGCCUAUGGCCCUUUUGCCUCCAGAGGUUAUGAAGAUGAAUAUGGUAGCUUGUUCAGUGGCUACUCAAGUACUCUUUAUGAUGUUGCAAUGGAUGCGGUCACACAAAGCCUUCUGUCAUCCAUUAGAAGCCCCCUUAACCCUAGAAAGAAAUCUCCUGCCUGGAACCAUUUUUUCAUAUCACCACGUGAUAGUACCAAAGCAAUCUGUAUGUACUGUAUGAAAGAGUUCAGUCGAGGGAAAAACGAGAAAGACCUCAGUACUAGUUGUUUAAUGAGGCACGUGCGAAGGGCUCACCCCACUGUUCUUCUGCAAGAUGUUGACUCAUUAAAUCAUUCUUCCAAUACUUCCUCAUCUUUAGUACCUCCUAGUAUAUCAGCAAACAACGGAGCAAUGGAGCAGUCUGGAAGCAUCAAGUCUACUAUAGACAACCAUACUUCACUGUCCAACAUUUUAGCUGAGGACACAGACAUAGUGUCCAAAGAGUCUUUACAAAAGGUCAAAUCAAAACCAGAAAAGAGUGUCAAGGGUUGCUCUAGCACAGUCUCAUCCCCUCAUUCCUUUAACAACCAUAAUGACGAUGUCAUAGACCUGGGGAUUGAAAGCCCUGGAUCGGUCCCCAAGAUCUCAAAUUCUCGGCGGCGCUCAGCAGUGUGGAAACACUUUUAUUUAUCACCUGCGGACAGCUCAAAAGCAGUAUGUAUUCACUGCAUGAAUGAGUUCAGUCGUGGUAAAAACGGGAAAGAUUUGGGAACAAGCUGCCUUAUUCGUCACAUGUGGCGGGCCCAUAGAGACAUAGUCAUUGAAGAAAAUGGACAGGGCUCAAGCAUUCCUCCACCCUACACCACUCCGCCAACACUAUUGUCAUGCACACAGGUUCAGGACUCUUCUGAGGUAAAAAAGGAACGCUUCUGUACCCCAGAUCCCAGUGAAACCAUAUUGGACGAAGUUCCAAAUGAUGACUGUGAGCACAUGACAAUUGAGGAGCAAGCAAAUGAUGCUACAUAUCAAUCUGUAAAAGAGUCCAUACUUGAUGCAUCUUUUGGACUGAAAAGCGAAAGCAUACCUCUGAUAUCCUCUCCAGUGGAGCAUAAGGAGGGGCAGAGCCUAUCCCAAGAUCCAAGCUCAAUUUUUCAGCAAAACAAGAAAAUAAUGAAACGGGUGAAAUCAGAAGUAUGGCAUCAUUUCAUUGUCUCUCCUGUCGACCAACUCAAAGCUUUGUGUAGGUAUUGUCCCUGUGUCAUUAGUCGCGGUAAAAGAGGGGACUUCGGCACAAGCUGUUUAAUGAGGCAUUUGAUGCGACGGCAUCCUGAUGUCCUCAAGACCCCAAAAAGCACAAGUGACAAAGAUACCUCACCCCAGUCACCCCAAACAACUGCUGCUGCAGAGGAAGGCAAACUAUCAAAUGAGAAGAACAUUCCUGCAGUUGAGAACAAACCCCAUGCCCUGUCUGCUUUCAGCAAAAAGACUUCAAAGCUGUGGAAUCACUUUUCUAUUUCCUCUGCAGACCCAACAAAGGUGGUCUGUUUGUACUGUAGCCGCACAAUUAGCAGGGGCAAAAAGACAACCAAUUUAGGCACAAGUUGCCUACUUAGGCACAUGCAGAGGUUUCAUGGACAUGUGCUUGAAAACAAUAGUUAUAUCUCAGGUGAUGUGUCAUCUGCUGAAAUUCAAGUGAAGCAGGAGCUCAUGGAUAUUUCUACUUAUGAGGAGAAUGCAGAGAAAUUCAGCGAAUGCCACCCAGUUGCCAAAAAAAUCACCAAACUCAUUGCAGAAAUGCUUGCACUGGAUCUUCAGCCAUCAACCAUAGUGGAGAAUGUUGGCCUGAACCGUUUAAUGGAAUACCUCCAGCCACAGUACUCUCUACCUUCAUCAUCCUACUUCACCAGCACUGCAAUUCCAGAAAUGUAUGGAAGUGUGAAAGAGGUUGUUUUGACUCACCUGAAGGAGGCUGAAGGUGGAAUCAUCCAUUUCACAACAAGUGUGUGGGUGAGCAGCCAAACUCAAGAAUACUUGAUGCUUACCGCCCACUGGGUUUCAUUUGAAUCGCAAGUUGUGCCUCAGGGGCAGGAUUUCCAUUGCUCGGCCCUUCUUGGUGUUUCCUCAAUUGACUGUGACUACAAUAUGCUAAACAUACAGAAGCAGCUUGAAGUUUUUUGGGACACCUGGAUUGGUUCCUCAGGCCUUAAAAUUGGAUUCACUGUAACUGAUAAUCAAACUAUUGGAAGCAUACUAGAGAGAAACCAUCAUGCCACCAUGCAGUGUUUUGGUCACAACAUAGACCUCAUUGUCAAUGAAGCCAUAAAAAGUCAGAGGAUGGUGCAGAACUUGCUCAGCAUUGCUCGAAAAAUCUGUGAGCGAGUACAUCGUUCUGCGAAAGCAAAGGAGAAGUUGGCAGAACUGCAGAAAGCUUAUAAGUUGCCUGAAAACCAACUGGUCCAGGACAUACCCUCUAAGUGGAAGACAUCCUAUUUCAUGCUUGAUCGAUUAGUAGAACAAAAAAAAGCCAUCGAUGAGAUGUCAAUCGAGUGCAAUUUCAGGGAACUGAUAAGCUGUGACCAAUGGGAAGUCAUGCAGUCAGUUUGCAAUGCCCUUAAGCCUUUCGAAGUAGCCUGCAGGGAGAUGAGUAAUCGCACCGCAACAUUAGGUCAGGUCAUUCCACUUAUUCACAUACUCAAUCGAAAGAUAGACAUGCUUUUUGACGAAACCAUGGGUAUUGACAAUAUGCUUAAGUCCUUAAAGGAGGCCAUGGUGAUGAGAAUGUCUCAUACGCUUCAUGACCCAAGGUAUGUAUGGGCAACAAUGUUGGACCCAAGGUACAAGACCUCACUCUUUACUGAUGAGGAGGCUGAGCAAUGCAAGCAAGACCUCAUUCAAGAGCUUGAGGUGUCUACCUCUGCAGAGAAUAAACCACCACUGUCCAAUGGAUGUGGUGAGAUACCAGCUUCAUCAAACAGCUCAGCCACCAACAAAGACAGCCUCUGGGCACUGAUGGAUGAUAUCAGACAGAAAAUAAAGCAAGAGGAGAGACCAAAAUCAUCAGAGCUAGCUGUGCUGGAGUAUUUGGAGGAGGACAUUCUUGACCAGAGCUGUGAUCCUCUGGAUUAUUGGAACCUGAAGAAGUUCCUGUGGCCCGACCUUGCCAAAGUAGCUGUACGCUACGUGGGUUGCCCACCCAGCAUUGUACCAGCAGACGCUCUGUUCAGCACAUCCAGUGUCAACUGUGCCCUGAAUCAAUCCCGCCCAUUGCUAGAAAAUCUUGAAGGACUCCUGUUUUUAAAGGUCAACCUUCCCUUGAUAUAUUUUCAGUACUGAUUACAUAUUUAUAAUUGCAAGACUGUUUCUUAGACUCAGAUGAGCCCCAACCAAGGACCAAAUCACUUUUCUGAGAAGGCCCAUUUGUCCUUAUUUUACAUUGAGGUUCAGAUUCAGCACAGUAUUUGGAUGAUGUAAAAGAAAAUUGCUUGGUGUGAGUACUACUGUUGAACACUUGAUAACUGGAGUUUUUCUUUUUCCUGGUGAAAAGUGUUUUCAGGGAGGGAGGGUUAGCUAGCUAUAGGGGUAGUUGUUUGUUGCUGUUUAGUUAGUAGUUGUUUUUUAAUGACAUAUUUGUCUUACCUUGUGCCUUAUACAAACUACUUCAGGUCAACAUGCUGUAAAUAUGAACUAAUGUUCAAAGCAACUCAGUCUUCUGAUGAGAUGAUUUUGUAAAAUUGAAACUACAUGCUGAAAACUGUUUUUAGUGAGCACAUGGCCCAAAAUAAAUGCUGUGACUAAGAGAUGUUUAAAUGUUUAUUUAAUUCUUUCAUUGUGAUUUUGUGUUUCAUGGUACUGUUAGAAUUAUUGUCUCUGCUGAUGAUUGUUUUUUUUUUCUUUUUUUUGUUUUUUUUUUACUGAUAUUGAAAAUAAUGUUGUACUUUCAGGUUGAGCAAUCUGUUUGAAAAUGCAUUUGUCUCUUAAGCACAACUCUUAAUCAAGUAAAUGUACUGUACAUUUUAUACAUUUUUGAAUUCAAUUUGAUAGAGGAAGCUUCAGACAGGAACCAUUUAAUUUUUUUGGUUAUUUGUAAAUAAAAGGUUUGCCCUUUUAAACCAAU
This is a messenger RNA of Xyrauchen texanus (razorback sucker), 4875 nucleotides long. RefSeq names its product zinc finger BED domain-containing protein 4-like. Bases 318 to 4094 code for a protein of 1258 amino acids. Gene Ontology annotation, molecular function: protein dimerization activity; DNA binding. Lineage: Eukaryota; Metazoa; Chordata; Actinopteri; Cypriniformes; Catostomidae. The transcript is spliced from 2 exons. The record is from RefSeq and is a predicted model, not a curated record.